AUGCAAAAAGAGAGAGAGAGAAAAAAAUAUCGAGGUAAUAAAGGAGCAGCUCCUUAAAAAAAAAAAAUCGGAAAUCGAGGCUGUUUGCUCCCUCUCUACUUUUCUUGUUUCUAUAGUCUCCCUUUCGUUUCGUUCAGGACGCUCACCUUCUCUUCCCGCUGAAACCGGCUGCUCUCCGGCCCUACGGAAGGGCGGAAGGGCCAGAAGGGUCAAGGUAGCGUUCCGUAGUGUUCUUCCACGGCUUGGAGGCUCGGGGAAGAAUCCGCCGUCACAUCCCCAAAGGAGAUUCUCGCAGGCUUUUUCUUUUUUUGCCUCUGCUGACGUCCUGGUUCUUUUUCCGUCAUCUUUCUUUGCUGCUCAGGACGUUUCUUCUGUUAUUUGGAGGGGAGAAGCUGUGUUUUGAGCAAGGGUUUGCUCAUCAUUCUUAUCCGCCCCAUGAAUGUUUAGGGCUAUUGAAAGGCUCCUAAAGGUAAAGGUAAAGGGACCCCUGACCAUUAGGUCCAGUUGUGACUGACUCUGGGGUUGCGGCGCUCAUCUCGCUUUAUUGGCCGAGGGAGCCGGCUUACAGCUUCCGGGUCAUGUGGCCAGCAUGACUAAGCCGCUUCUGGCAAACCAGAGCAGUGCACGUUUACCUUCCCGCCGGAGCGGUACCUAUUUAUCUACUUGCACUUUGAUGUGCUUUCGAACUGCUAGGUUGGCAGGAGCAGGGACAGAGCAACAGGAGCUUGCCCCGUUGUGGGGAUUCGAACCACUGACCUUCUGAUCGGCAAGCCCUAGGCUCUGUGGUUUAACCCACAGCACCUAGUCGUACAAUUUGUGGCGAUUUCAGAGUCUCGUCCAUUAAAAGCAGCCUCAGCAAGUUGACAAGGGCAUUGUGGCUUCUUAGGGCCGGCCCCACCCUGAGGCAAGGUGAGGGAACCAACUCGGGCGGCAGAAUCCACAGGGGCAGCAGAUCCUGAUGUAGAUCACAGAAUCAUAGAGUUGGAAGGGAAACCCAGACAAAUGGGUGGGUUGUUGUGGACUCGAACUCGCAAGCCUGAGAUUGAGUCUCAAGCUCUACUGACUGAUUUAUCCCAGGAAUCCUUUUUAUCCCCCAUCCCCUUGUUCCUGGAGUGGAUCUUCACUCACCGCUUCUUCUCUGGCAAGGAGAGGGGGCACUAUUUUGUGGUUCGCCUCAGUUGCCAAAAUUGUCUUGGGCUGGCCCUGUGUGGCGAACCAAUGCUAUUUUGGCAUGAGCUUUCAAGGAGUGGAGCCCUUCAUCAGAAUAAAAAGAGUGUGUGGUGCUUGAAUUGGUCUGUAGUACGCAAAGGCUUAUGUGCAAUAAAAUGUAUUAGUUUUUAAAAGUACUUUGGUUUUGCUGCAACUGACCAACAUAGUAGGUCCUCUGAAAUUUCAGCCAUUGAGACUCCAGUCUGUUGAUACAUGCAGCUCUGUUGAAUCAGGAUGUAAGGUUGUCAGUUCUGUUAGCCAGUUUUGGUAUUUUUUGGUGAGGAACGACUUCAGAUAUGUAUGCAAAUAGUUUUUUUGUUUGUUUGUUUUUUUAAAAAGCAGCUUUGUGGUGAGGGCUCAUUGGGGCAAAAUCCCUUCUGAAUAUAGCCUGGCUUAUUUUGACACUGCUAUGAAGCUGUAAAAUAUGUUUUAAGUGUUUUAUUGAGCUUGAAGUUACUGUAGCUAUUUGAUCAAAGGGCAUUUUUUAAAAAAACCAAUUGUUUGCAAUUAAUAGGAUAAUGCUGCAAGCUUAGCAAGAUUAAAAGAGUUUGCUUUUUUCUCAGUUGUCUUAUGUUUUUUGUUUUGCAGAUGUGGCCCGAUAAUUUUUAUGUGAGUAGUCAGUCCAGAGAAAUCCUUCAAUGUCCGCUAAGAAAUCCAGUGGAUUUGUUUCACUCUGAAACUAUUGUGAAAAUAUGUGCUCCUAUGGUUAGAUAUUCAAAGUAAGUGCCAUUUUCAGAUUGCUUCCUAUUCCCAUAUUUUCAUGGGCUGUAAUAAACAAUCCCAUCCAAGAAAAGUGUACUUAAAUUAGCUUAGCUGUGAGUACACACACAGCUUUAUUGCGGUCCAUAGUCCCAAAGUACACAGUACAGCAAUGGAAUAUAGCAACAGUUAUUGAGGUAUAAGAGCGGUCUUGCUAGCCAGCAGAGGAGCUUUAGCUUUCACUUAGCUGUGAGUACUUCGUUCUGUUUGUUAGUCACAUUUUAUCAAGGCUUUGAGCCAAUGGGUCUACUUUGAUGUGAAUGCUAAGGACUGCAGCAACUAAUUCAAGCAGGUGAGCAGUGACAGCAGCAGCAAUGGGUUGCUAGAGUGGCUGAAGCAACUGUCAAAAUUGAUAAUUUCUAAACAUUGCUAGAGGCUUCUAUACACAGUGAGGCCGAUUCACAGUCUCCUCUAGAACUUUAUCAACAAAGAAAUAUGUGUUAAGUAUUUUGCAGUUGCCUGCAGGAUAUUUCCAAUUUUGACAAUUUGGUGGGAAUGUACUUUUUAAUCAGAACUGUGCUGCACAGAUGAAACUGAAUGGUCAUCUAAUCUCUCUUUCCUUUAAUAUGGCAGCAGCUAAUGCAGGAAAGACAGCUGAACUUGGUUAUCAGAAUGAUGUCAAAUAGUUGCCUCCCUUUCUUAGAAGUACGGUGGUACCUUGGUACUCAAACGGUUUGGAUCCCGAACAAAUCGGCUCUCAAAUGUCGCAAACCCGGAAGUAAGUGUUCCGGUUUGCAAAUGCUUUUCGGAAGCCAAAUGUCCGACGUGGCUUCGCUUGAGUGCAGGAAGCUCCUGCAGCCAAUCAGAAGCCAUGCCUUGUUUUUGAACAGUUUCAGGAGUCAAAUGGACACUCAGAAUGGAUUAAGUUUGAGAACCAAGGGACGACUGUACAGUUCCUGUUAUGACAGUUGCUAACCUGGAGGGACUACAGUGGUGCCUCGCAAGAUGAAAUUAAUCCGUUCCGCGAGUCUCUUCGUCUUGCGAAGCACGUCUAUUAGUGGCUUAGCGGCUAUUAGCAGCUUAGCGGCUAUUAACGGCUUAGCGGCUUAGCGGCUAUUAACGGCUUAGCGGCUUUAAGGAAAAGGAAACAAACUCGCAAGAACUCGCAAGACGUUUCGUCUUGCAAAGCAAGCCCAUAGGGAAAUUUGUCUUGCGGAACGACUCAAAAAACGGAAAACUCUUUUGUCUUGCGCGUUUUUCGUCUUGCGAGGCAUUCGUCUUGCGAGGCACCACUGUACAGUGGUACCUCGGGUUACAGACACUUCAGUUUACAGACUCCGCUAACCCGGAAGUAGUACCUCAGGUUGAGAACUUUACCUCAGGAUGAGAAUGGAAAGCACGCCGCGGCGGCGGCACGGCAGCAGCGGGAGGACCCAUUCCCUAAAGUGGUACCUCAGGUUAAGAGCGGUUUCAGGUUAAGAACCUCCAGAACGAAUUAAGUUCUUAACCUGAGGUACUACUGUAUAGUUUUUGGCUGGAGCUGAGUCCAAGCAUGAUGGAUGGGUGCCUGGCUCUUAGCUCCUUUUGUGCUAUCAGCUCAGCUGGCUGGGCUAGAAGGUACUCAGAACACUUGCCCAGGAAUAGCCUAAUUAAAUUUUUAUAUUUUUGAGAAAUCACAUAAAAUAAAUGUUCCAGUUGCCACACAAUGAAACGUAAUGUGCCUCAGCCUGUUGAAUCAUAUGAACAUAUAAACACAACUGCUAACUCCACAAUACACGGUUUGAGAAUGGCAUUAUCUUAGCUUUUCCCCCCCUUUUGGCCACUUAUGGAAAAAGAGCAUUUGAAAGCCAUUUUAAAAAUUCAUUCUCUUUAUAUGAGAAGUGAUUCUGUUGCACUUAGUGUUGUUCGGAACAAAACACCAAAAUGACAUGCAUUUUGUUUACCCAAAAAGUGUUUUCAUUAAAAUUAGUACGAUUUGUUUCUCAGAUCUUUCGGUGUUUUUCAGAUUGCCUUUCAGAACGUUAGUCCGGAAAUACGACUGUGAUUUAUGCUACACUCCAAUGAUUGUUGCAGCUGAUUUUGUCAGAUCUGUAAAAGCUAGACACAGUGAAUUUACUACAAACCAAGGUAUUGUGUUUUCAUUUCUUCAGAUUCAUUAGAUAAAAUGCAAGGGCCACUUUGGGCCCUUUUUGAUGCUCCUUAAGCUAGGGGUCUGUAUAGAGUCCUACGAAAUUACUUUUAUUUAAGCUAAAGUCCUGUAUACAAUGAGCACUAAGACUGAGUUCUGAGUAAACAUGCAUAGGAUUGCAGCAUCACCAGAACAGCUGGUUUCCCACCUUAGUUCCGUCAAACUCCAGACAUAACUAUGUUUUGGAAAUCACAAAUUCUAACUGCCAUGCAAUAAUUGAUAAAACGCAUUUUACUACCACACACAUGGUGCUCCAGCCCAUGGCAUGUUGUUCCUCUAUCAGAAGCAGUAUUCUAUGGCACUAGGACAGUGGAGUCUGUACCCUACAUAUGUUUGCAUUUUUAUGAGGCUUGACUGCUUGAGUAAGGACAUGGAAUUAUAGAUGGUUGUUCUGGCAUAGCAGGGAACUUUUGUGGAUAAUGUUCCCAGCUUCUCCCUCCCCACUUUCUUCACUUAUUUAUUAUUAUUACAGUGGUACCUCGGGUUACAUACGCUUCAGGUUACAUACGCUUCAGGUUACAGACUCCGCUAACCCAGAAAUAGUGCUUCAGGUUAAGAACUUUGCUUCAGGAUGAGAACAGAAAUUGUGCUCCGGUGGCACGGCAGCAGCAAGAGGCCCCAUUAGCUAAAGUGGUGCUUCAGGUUAAGAACAGUUUCAGGUUAAGUACAGACCUCCGGAACGAAUUAAGUACUUAACCCGAGGUACCACUGUAUUUUGAAAAAUUAUCAAGACUUCAUGAUUUACAUCCUAAGAUAAUUGAAAUAAAUUUGUGGAAGGAAAGUUUUCCAUUUUCUCCCCCUCUUACAGCCACCUGCACCCCCUGAACACUUUCCCAGAGGCUCGUCCUGACCAAUGUAGCAUGUGGGGGGCAGGCCCUAUUCCUGCAGAAGGGAAGAAUUGCCCAAUUUUGACCUGAACCCUGCCCACUUUUCAGUGAUUUCUCCCUCUCUCAGCAGAUCCCCAUCCCAUAUUGUUCAAGAUCGUCCCUGACCCUUUGGUGGCUGGCAGAGCUGGGGUGUGUGAGAAAAGUUUUCCUCCCAUGAAUAUCCUUAAAUUAACCCUUAAAUCUUAGAAUCAGACCCAAUACAUUGUAUGUGUAUAUGUGGUGUAUUUUUCAUUAUUAUGAAAUGUCAUUUUAUCAGGUGAUCGCCCUCUGAUUGUUCAGUUUGCCGCUAAAGAUGCACACGUUCUAGCAGAAGCUGCUUGUAUCAUCAGUCCCUUUGCCGAUGGCGUAGAUGUAAAUUGUGGCUGUCCACAGAGGUAAAAUUUUAAGAAACUCAGGGAGCAAUGAGUAAACUGCACAUUUUAACUUUUUUAAUUUCAGGUAUUUAUAUCCUGCAUUUCUGGACAUAAACAAUUAAAAUAUAAAACACAAGAAAAAACAUCUCAUUGCUAUUACAAAAUGUUAAAAGAGCAGUCCAAAAACAAUACACAGCCUAGCAUCAUUUGCAUAAAAUGGAUUAAAAUGCAGAUUUGAACAAUAAAGGUACAGUUUAAACUGGUAGAGCUGCAAAAAUAGAGCUACCACUGAACAGGCCAGCCUAAUAGAUCUUAAUUGUGUGCCUACAAGGAGGGUCUCUGAGGCCAACUGUUCUGGUCCCGUGGGAUAACCAAGAGCCGAGGUCCGAGUCCAGUCCGAGGUCGAAGGUGCGAUAUGAAGGCAGUCUGUAAAAGCUGAAGCUGGGUGCAGGACAGGGAGUCAGGAGAGGUCAGGAGCGCAGGCUGGAAAGCAGGACAGGGUUCAGGCAGGAAUUGGCAACCUACAAAGCUGCUCCCGCAACUUGGGACUGGGGCUGGCUGGCUUUUAUCUGCCCCGAGGCAUAGGGCGGCCCCGAUCCUCAGGUGACUCGCCUCUCCUGGCCUGGAGGCGAGCACUCCUCCUGCAGGAACUUUGUUUCCUCCGCCUCUCUGCCCUGAACCUCUGUAGCUCAGGAGAGGCUGGAGGGUUACCGGACCCAGAGGCAACCUCAGCUUCCUCUGACGGGGCUGUGAGUGGAGCACCUGGGGGGGGGCACCAGGCGGCGCAUUGGAAGAUGGCCGACAAUAACAUCUCUCCGACCCACACGAGGUAAUAAAGAGGCUGCUAUGGGAAGUAUGCAGUCUUCCUACCCCCCCAAGGAUAUGGGGGGACAGCCUUGCCAGCAACGUCCAUAAUGCACCCCCGGAUUCGAAAGAAGGGGGUGCAGGACAUUUGGCAUCAGCCCUCGAUGGGUUUGGUGCUUCCUGACGCUGUCUCCAAUCAGCGCCCUGGUUCGCUUCAGCUCGAAAAUAUAAUUGGAAAUAUAUAAUUGGAAUGAAGCUGAAGCACUUACAUCAAGCAAAGUUCGAGAGAUAAGGCUGCUGAUUAAUGCCUCUCUGUGUUUGGAGCGACGGGAGGAGACAAAUAAAUCAAGCGAUGAACCACCAUUAUGAGACUGGUAUGUGCGGAGCGAAAAAAGAGGGGGGGUGGAGGAAAAAACUUUUAUUUUCUUUGCCUCAUGUGAGUAUUUAUAAACCUCCACCUCAGAGAGACGAAUCGUCGCCUUUUACUAAUCGCAAGCAAGAAUUUAAGAGCUGUGUGGAGUGAAUUAUUGAUUGAAGAGAGGACUGGUAAAUAUGGAGUGCGGAGGAAAAAUUCUAUGACGCAGUUUUUAAUGGCGUCUUGCUAAGACAGGCUUGUCGAAGAAAGACGAGGAGAGGAGGACCAGGGUCAUUGGAAUGUAAAUGAUGGAUUGAAUGUGAUAACCUGGCAGAGCCCCUUUGUGAUAUAUGUGGCAAGCUUGGGAAAAUUGAUAGGACGGACCGAGGAUAAAUUUUUUUGAAGAAGGGGAGGAAUGGCGGCUGACCUUACGAGAUAUGACUUUUGGAGUGUGCAAAAUCCACGCAGAUGUUGUUUGUUCUUAACCUGCUUGCGAAGACUAUCAGAGAUUGCAAAGAAAGGAAUACAUGAUAACAACAUGAAGAUGAAGAAGUAAUAAAGAGACUAUCUGGACAGAUCAGGAUAGAACCGUAUGAUAAAAGCAGUAACAGAAGUGAUGCUUUGAUUCUCGUUCGGAGCUUGAUGUAACGGUACCCCCAACAAAAUUUUAAAAUCUGGCUGUAUAAUUUGGAAGUAAUAUGAUUUGGAAAUAAUGUGAUUAGAUUGGCCUGUUAAUAAAAAUUAUGUUUUAAAAAAAGAGAGAGUGGAGCACCUGCAGGCAAUGGGUCCUCCAUCCCCUCAGGAGCCAGAGCAGACUCAGCUGGUGCCUGCACCUGAGGAUCCAGCACAGGUGAGGACCCUUCAGGCUCAAGCCCCAGCCCCGGCUCAGCUGGUUCUGGAGACGGGGACUCCUGUGCAGGCUGGGAUUCCUCAGGUUCAGAAUCUGAAUCCGAAUCCCAAGCCAUCACACCAACAGGUUUGCAUAGGUGCAGGCAACCCUCUGAAUAAUCUGGCUUCAAAUUAUAUAACUUUUUAUGAAUGCACAAUUAACGUAAUUGGGUGAUGAUUUAACUUCAGGAAGAGCAUUUCUGUGUCAACGUUUGACUGAAACCAACCAUUAAAUAGAGGCUAACUAUAAACUUAUGAGGUUGUAUCCAACAUGCCAUUCAACUUGACAGUAAGGUUUAUACCAGCAAAGCAGGUAGGGAAGCAAUUUUGGGUGAAACCCCCCCAAUAAUAUCCCUAACCCUUAAAUCUGCUCUAGAUGGUUGAGGUACACUUGUGAGCUGAUAGGUGAAGCUUUAAAGGGGAAUCACUGGAGAUAGCUUCGCUGCCCAUCCUGUAACAGAGGCCAAGCAACUCUGUUAGAUACAACCACUGAAUAUGUGCAGAAUCCUGGCUGCUUUCCAUGGGUGUUUGCAGACUGGAUUUUUUCCCAGAGGAGGCAAAGUCAAAUACUUCCGAUAAAUAAACAUAGCAUGGUAACUAGUGUUAGAGACCAUUUCUGAAGCUCUACUGACUGACAUGAGGUCUGGGUAGAUUUGACCUCUGAGAAACUUGUAUUUCUCAGUGGGUAGACAAGCAGUCCAUUUAUAGCUGGACCUGGUGUGUAGAUAAUGUUUUUCAGGCAAUGCUGGAAUCUUCAGGUCUUUCUCUGUCUCUGUUCAACUCCUCCAGCCUUCAAGGUUUGGUUGCAUCAGAAUCUCAAAAGAUAUCUUACUAAAUACACAGAAUAUGGCGAGUGCUUUGUAUUAAUAUAGGGUUUAAACUAGUGUUGCCAUAUUUCAAAAAGUAAAAACCAGGACAAGCGAAAAGGUGUUGAGCUUUGAGGUUUUUUUAGGAAGACCCCAAAAUUGUUGAGCUCCCCCCCCAAAAAAAUCAUAAAAAUUGUUGAGCUUGUUUUAGGAAACCUCCCAAAUUGCUGAGCUUUUUUAAGGAAAACCCAAAAUUUGUUAGACGAACCCCAAAGUUGUUGAGCUUUCUUUUACAAAAGCACCAGAAAACGCAACAAUUUUUCAAUUGACUUGUCUAAGAUCCAGGGCAAAGCACUGCCUUUCGGAAAUUCCCCAGGACGUCAAUUCUGCCUCUGAAAUCCCAAUAAUGUCCAGGAGUAUCCAGACGUAUGGCAGCCCUAGUUUCAUCCUUCUAUAACAAAGGAAACUUGUUAGAAUAUUAGUCUGGAUUUCCUGAAACCCUCAUGUCAUUAUUUUGCUUCCUCACAAGAAUGAGAAAAGGAAAAAUUAAGCCAUCUAUUCUAAUAUGCAAACAUUAUUUUGCUAUUUCAAUUCAAGGUGGGCUAUGGCAGAAGGUUUUGGUGCCUGCUUAAUAAACAAACCAGAACUGGUGCAAGAGAUGGUGAGGCUGGUAAGAAAUCAAGUGGAAAACCCCAUGUUUUCAGUAUCUAUUAAGAUAAGGUAAGUUUUGAUACCACCUACAUAAAAAAAUACAUUAAAUGUGUAAUUGACCAAGUGUAGAGGAAGUUCCUUACUUGUCACUCAGCCAAACCUACCUCUCAGGACUUUUGUCAGGAUAAAAUGAAAGGGAGGGGGUGUUAUUUCAUUAAUUUAUUAAUUACCUUUCACAUAAGUCUCAAGACACUCUAAAAGCAAACAAUAACAACUAAAAUAGAUUAAAAACAUUUAAUUAAUGAGUUGAAAUAUAAUUCUUAAAUUUUUGAACAUUCCCCAUUUGUUCCUUGGUUCUCAACUCUGUGCCAUUUUUUCAUGCCAUUCAGAUAAUACAUGCUGAAUUUUGAUGUUUUUGUUACUUGUAAUGCUAGGAUUCAUGAUGACCUAAAGAGAACUGUAGACCUGUGUCAAAAAGCGGAAGCAGCUGGAGUGUCCUGGAUUACAGUCCAUGGGAGAAAUGUAGAAGAAAGACACCAGCCAGUACACUAUGAUGCAAUUAAAAUAAUUAAACAAAGUAUGUCUAUACCGGUUAUAGCUAAUGGUGACAUUAAAUCUUUAAAAGAUGUGAAGGACGUUCAUCAAAAAACAGGAACAGAUGGUAAGAACAACUUGUGGGCUCAUUUGGGCUCUGCCCUCUCAAUAAAUGGGAAAUAUAUGUGUAUAUUUUAUCCCUGGCAUUAAACUUGAAUUGUUUGCAAGAAAUGAGUUAAGAUGGAAGGUAGUUUUAAUGGAUUGGUUCACUUAGUAUCCAUUAAGCAAUGUUUCUAAAGCUACAGUCCUACGCCCACUUACCUGGGAGGAAGUCCCAUAGAAAACUGAGGAAUUUACUUGCAAGUAAACAGGCGUAGGAUGGCACUGUUAAACUACAAUUCUAAGCAGAGCUACUGAGGAGUAAACGCCAUUGAACUUGGGAGCAGUUACCUCCAAGUAAACAUGCAUAAGAUUUCACUGUAAGACAAGUAAAGGUGUGAAAACAUAAAAGUGUAGCAUACAGGGAGGUCAAAAAGUAAAUAUGUGAACUAGAACAGAGUGACUAAACAUAAAAUAUGCAUAUAUCAACUGUAGCAGAUGGAAAAGUUAUCUGGCAGCCAUGCGGGAAAGUGAUCUUGCGACAGAGAUUAUCGCUUUAUUUUUCACUGCGAAAGAACUGAGGACAAAAUUAACUUUAGGUCAGAGUUAUAAGUAUGUUAAUAAGUGCGGUUGUAAUUGAAAGCAAAAAAAAAAACUGUGUUCACAGUAUUUCUAAAUUGGACCGAUGUGGGGCUGAAAUAUAUUUAGAUGACCUAGGACUUAAUUUGGCACUGUACAUGCUGGAGACUCAAAGUGCCUUACAAAAAUUUCCACUGUGUUGCAAUACAGUCUUAUGCAUGUUUACUUAGAAGUAACUCCCACUGUUUUCAAUAGAAAUUGCUCACAGGUAAGUGUUUGGAGUGCAGCUGUAAUAUCUGAAGAAGCAGUCCCUUUUACUUAUUCAUCUCCCAAAUUACAUCCUCUCUUCCCAUUUCCAGUCUGUUCCAUCUUUCCUUUGUUCUUACUUUCUUUCCCUCCCUCCCUCCCUCCCAUUUAGACAUAUAACCAAAGCCUUUUGUUAAGCCCUGCUGACAAAAAUGCCACUGUCAUAUUAUUAGACUUGCACCUUCUAAGGGUAUCUGAUUUAACUAAACUCCCAUGGUAAUGUGUCCAACACAGGGCCUUUAAACAAAUAAGAUAAAUUAUGUGUAGUUUUAAUUUAUUGUUUGUAUUCCUUUCCAUGCUAGGUAUCAUGGUUGCUAGGGGGCUUUUAGCCAAUCCUGCCAUGUUUGCAGGCUAUGAAGAAACGCCUCUGCGGUGCCUGCAAGACUGGGUCGAUAUUGCUCUUGAACAUGGGACUCCUUUUGCAUGCUUUCACCACCAUUUGAUGUACAUGCUGGAAAGGAUUACUUCAAAGCAAGAAAAGAAAGUUUUCAAUGUUUUAUCAAGUACAUCGGCUGUUUUAGACUACCUUAGAAAUAACUACGGUGUGCACUAACUUUAAAAUAUAAAGACUUCGAUUUCAUUGUUCUACAAUGGGACGUUAAACUCAGAAUAUUUUAUUUUCUAUAUGAAAAAUGUUUUUAUCUCCGAAUUGUUCUUACCGGAGUCCCUCAGAUGAAUGUAUUUACAAUGUUUUAACAUGUUCUUAAUAAUAAAGCUGUACAAAUGUUGCAUAGGACACAGUCGUGCCUGAAAUUAUUAAAGUCCGUGCAAUAUCACUUCAUGUUGACAUUCGUUUCAAUAGGGUGUACUCGAGACCUGUAGCUAAUAGCCAAUUUAAAAUCUUCAGUGAUCAUUUAGUUACGUAUAGUUCCUUCAAAGUGAUAUCUGUAAGAUUUUUGGAACCAAGCACUCCUUUGGUGUCCUACGUGUAUCUGACAUGGAAUACAUGCGGCUUAUUAAACAAUGGAAUAAAAAACGGUUGAAAAAUACAUUUUACUAAGAGAUUUGAAAAAAGAUGGUACGUUUAAGUGAUCUGAGAAGGAGUUUCAAUGAGAAAGGAUAGGGAUAGAGAUAACUGCCCUCCUGGCUAUGGGGCAGGUCAGGUUGGUAGAUCUGGAGCAGGGCAGUCAUGGUAUGGUGGUAUGAGACCCAGGCCUUCUCUAUAUAUGCGAGACAUACAACUUUUUAACCCAGGAAAAUCUCAAAAGUUGGGGGUCGUCUUAUACGGCGAGUAUAUCCCAAACUCUAUAUUUUAACUGGACUUACAUCAUAGGAGCCUACACAACACAAAACACUGUUGUUGUAUGUAGGUUUUCUUUUGUUUUUUAUCUUCUCUUAUAUUUUGGAAAUGUACAUCCAGUUUUUUCCCUUUAAUUUUUUUAGGGGCCCCCAAGAGUGUGGGGCCCUAUGCCAGGCUUCCUCAACCUCGGCCCUCCAGAUGUUUUCAAACUACAAUUCCCAUCAUCCCUAACCACUGGUCCUGCUAGCUAGGGAUCAUGGGAGUUGUAGGCAAAAAACAUCUGGAGGGCCACAGGUUGAAGAAUCCUGCCCUAAGCUAUAGCUUGUUUAGCUUAUACGUAAAUCUGGCACUGUAUAGGGCGGUAUAUAAAUUCAAUCAAUAAGUAAAAUAAAUAAUAAUAGCCAGUGAAUGCAGAGGCUGUAAGUUUUAAACCAGGUAUCCCCAAACUCGGCCCUCCAGAUGUUUUGGGGCUACAAUUCCCAACAUCCCUGACCUUUUUAUGAAUGGGUGGGAUUUGUGCUGCAAAAAGAGGACAGAGCCUGCUUUUGAUUUCUUAACCGCAGUUAAGCGAUUGCCCUAUUUAUGUUUCCACUGACUUCUUAAUAGCUUGUGGGCUCAGUUGCCAUAUACCAGGCAUAGGCAAACUCGGCCCUCCAGAUGUUUUGAGACUACAGUUCCCAUCAUCCCUGACCACUGGUCCUGUUAGCUAGGGCUGAUGGAGUUGUAGUCCCAAAACAUCUGGAGGGCCGAGUUUGCCUGUGCCUGCCAUAUACCAUGUAAUCCAGUGGUUUGCAUUACUCAACUGGAUGGGGAUCAGAAAUUCAUGUUGGCGUGUAGAUAAUGACACUUGCCUAUUCCAGUUUUCUGGUGUAGGUUUUUUAUGGUAGCUGUAAAUAUUUAAUAAUGUGUUCUGCCCUCCAGAUGUUUUGAGACUACAACUCCCAUCAUCCCUGACCACUGGUCCUGUUAGCUAGGGGUGAUGGGAGUUGUAGUCCCAAAACCUCUGGAGGGCCGAUUAGGGGAUGCCUGUUUUAAACCGUGCCUCCCUUGCACGAAGAAAACUAGCAGGCCAGGGAGGGACGGAGGGAGCUUCUACCAUCUCUCUGGGCCUGCCGCUUUUCUCCUGGCAAGGGAGGCCCGCUCGCUUUCCGCCACGGAGCGGGGUCCGCCUCGGUCCCCUCACACACAGCCGGGUUCGGGCCUCCUCUCGAACCAAAGCGCCGCCGGGGCUUCGAGCGUCGGCGAGGCCUCCCAUUCGCUGCCAGGCCCGCGCUCCCCGCCUUCUCCCCACCCGGCUGUUGGGGCUCCGCCGCUCGGCCCGCCCGGCCUCUUGCAGCCGCGGCUCUUUCCCCCUCCCUUCGCCCCGCAGUUUCCGCCGCCGCCGCCCCCGCCGACUCGCGUGUGGCGGGCAGAAAGCGGCCCUGAAAGAGCUCGCGGAGCUGCGGGUCGAGGCCGCAGGACCCCGGAGGACGCCUCGCCCCCUUCGGGUGAUGAAGGCAGGAGGGAAAAGGCCGCAGCAGCAGCGCCUCUUUGGAAAGCGAGGUAAAAGAGAGGAAAGUUAACCCGGGGUCCGUCCUCCCCACAACGGCUGCAGAGGCUUCCCCUCAGAAAUGGUGGCGGAGGGGAAUUUCGAAGCGUGAAAGGGCCACGAGUAUUGGGUACCCCGGGGUGGGGAAGGGGCGUGUUGUACCCCGGGGUGCGUGUGAGGAGAACGAAAUCUCUUCCCGACACGUAUCUGUGGCAGUUAACGGCGUGACAGAAUCGGAUUCACCCCUUGUACUCCGGUCGACAGACUCGGGGGCGGCAAUGGGGUCGUUUGAACGCGGACUGCAGGGCUUCCCCAUAUCCCAUAGAUCGCUCUCUUUGGGGAGCGGGGCCGGGUCCAUUUCAUUUCAUUUCAUUUCAUUUAUUUUAUUUCAUUUCAUUUUAUUUUAUUUUAUUUUAUUUUAUUUUAUUUUAUUAUUUUAUUUUAUUUUAUUUAUUUUAUUUUAUUUUAUUUUUAAUUUAAUUUUAUUUAUUUAUUUAUUUUGCCCAAUGUUGAACUGUCACGCCGGAAGCCCUUGUUUGUGUUGGGGGUCACAUUAAUCCGAAGCUCUUCAGCCUGCCUUGUCUGUUUUGAAACCAUGGUGAUCUCUAACCGGGGUUUUCCGUCUCUGCAGAUCCCUCACAGAUAAGAUGACUUUCCAGUGGACAGCUGUUGCAGCCUUUCUCUAUGCCGAAAUAGCAAUAUUACUCUUGCUCUGCCUCCCGAUUAUUUCUCCUCUGAGGUAAGGAUAUUGCCGCAGGGGAAAUGACCUCCGUUUCAUCAGAAAAUAAUGGAAAGAGAAAGUACAGAUUGGAUUGCAACAUUGGCAGCAGGGUUUAGGACUGCCUUUUGCAAAUUAUUUUGUGCUAUAAGCCUACAGGUUCCAUUCUUCGGUAUUUAUAAGAGCGUUUAAAAAGCUGACUUGAUACUUAUGUUGUUUGCUCCAGGGGCCAAUAUGUAUUCACAGGUUGCCCCCCUCCCCUUUUCAUCUUUGCGUAACAGACAAAAUAGCUGUGCUGAAUCUCCCCAAAGCAAUAAAUAAAAUAAGCUGAACUACUUCCAGUGAGAAGAAUGCCUGCUGGUGAUAAGACAAUCAAAAUGGCAACUUUAAAAACUCUUUAUUUAUUAUUUGUAUAUAUUACCUUUGUUAAGUUUUUUUUCAUAAUUUCGUGUGUGUGUGUGUGUUUGGGUGGUUUUUUUGUUUAUUUGUUUGUUUGUUUUUUAAAUUCUACCUCUGAUGCUGCUCCCACAAUAAUCUUAACAAAAGCAUAUAAUAGGCAUUGAAAAUUUGUAAGAUUUAGAACUCCAUCGGUCACACGGUAGUAACGUUAAUGCCAUUGUUUUGCUGAUGAUGCUCAGACGAGCUUUUUACAAGUGUGGUCCUUGAUCAGAAUUAAUAUUGCAUUGACAACAGUAAUUGAUAGUGGUCCAUUGCCAGUGGUGAUGUAUUAGAAUCUUUGGUCAUGGUAGCAGUGGUCUUCUUUGCAUCACAGUAAUUAGAAUACAAAUACUGUGCUGUUUGCUUGUAUAUAUUUUCUGAAGAGAAUCUAUAUAAUAGUAACAUAAUAAAAAAUAAUAAUUAAUUCCUCGCCCAUCUGGCUGGGUUACCCCAGCCACUCUGGGCGGCUUCCAACACAUAAAAAUGCAAUAAAACAUCAAACAUUAAUAGUAACAAUCUGAUCCGAUAUAAAAGUAACAAUAAUUUUAAAAUAAACAACUUAUAUCAAACAAAGCAACAUUCAGCAAUACAUCAGAAUCUAAUAGUAAACAGUAAAAUUAAACACCAAUAAAUAAUAAUUAAACAGUUCACAGUUAUCAACCACAAUAAAGAAUUACCAGUCUACAAUCAAUAAAAAUAACAGCAAAUCACAAUGCAUAAAAUACUACAAAACUGUGUAAAACAGGCAUCCCCAAACUUGGCACUCCAGAUGUUUUGGGACUACAACUCCUUUCACCCCUAGCUAACAGGACCAGUGGUCAGGGAUGUUGGGAAUUGUAGUCCCAAAACAUCUGGAGGGCCGAGUUUGGGGAUGCCUGGUGUAAAAGGAUCAAAUUGGGAAACAAAGACACACAACUUUGGGCUGCCACAAAUUCUUAGCACAGGCAGAACUUUCUUAACUCUCCUUGACAAGUUGCCAGCUGACCAAACACUAUAAUCAUCUUAGAUUCCCUAAGUAAGUUACAUCAUCAACAUUAAUAAAGGGUUGUGUAUAUGAAAACUAAGAUAAAGCAAAGAUAAUUCACGUGGAAUUUUGACUAUGCCUCAUAGUCUAAAGCUGGAUCAGAAGUGGUCUCAUUAAGUUGAAUGGGGCUUAUUCCAAGGAGAAAUUGCAACCUCAGAUUUCUAAAGGGGUUUUCAAAACUCAGCAGCCUCUCUUUUUGCCACCAGUAUCCUAAGACUUAGGAAGGAACACUGAUUGGGAUUUGAAGAUCAGUAUUAUUUAUUAUUAUGAUUUAUUUAUUAGCAUUUAUCAGUCGCUUUAUACAAAAGAAAAGUGUCAAAGCAACUUGACAGGAUAAAUAAAACAAAUAAAAGCAAUUUUUUAAAAGCCAAGAAAAGAGGCAUUACAUGCAUCCUAACCUAAUCAGACUAUCUAUAAAAUGUUGGUAUGUUCACAGCAGUGGUCAUCAACCUUCAUUCUUAACUGCUUGUUGCUGAUUAAGAGACCUUUGUCCUUUUCCGGGGACUGUAGGUUCAGAGCUGCUUUUCCUGCUAGUCAUCCAGAGUUAGGCAAUAUAAAGCCUGCUUCUCAGAUUCUUUAGUAUAAUUUUAGCUUUGUUUAAAAAACAGUUUUUGCUAAAAGUGACUAGAUGCAAUAAAGGACAAGGGCAAUGUACCUAUAUCAAUGCCACCAGUUGAAGGUUUGAUUAUGCAUGUUACUGUGAUAGUUUUACUAACAAGAUAAUUGAAGGUGUGAUUUAAAUACACACAUCAAGGGAUUUUCGUCUUCAGAAUAAGGCUUUAAGAGGAUCUGAAAGCAGCAAAUUAGUCUCAUUAAACCUGGAUGCUAAAGAUACCUAGUCUAUCUCAUUAGAAGCAAGCAGCCUUGGCAGGUCUAGACUCUGAAUUCCAUAAGUUAUACCUGUUACCAUCAUUGUAGCUGUAAUGUGAUGAACAAAGGGAUUUUCUAUCUGUCAGUUCUUGGAGAUACAGGAACCUCCUCAGGGCUUGGGCCCAGUAAUACUGUCUGUACUAUAUUGCAGAAUUUUUGUGUACUGUAUACUUGCAACUACAGAGAAAUUGCAUUUUCAUUUCAAGCUGUACAGUACGGUUGCAUAUUGUGUGCAAUUAACUUGCACAAUUUCAGCCUUAUGCAGUUGAAAGCUGGCCAGCUGAAAUCCCACAAAUUAAUUACACAGAAGGCAGACAUCUUAAAACGCCUUUGCACUGGGUUUUCUCAGCAUGGAAAGAGCUUUUAAGCUUUCUUUCUUGCUUACCGGGUUCUGUAAUGCUCUCAUGAAAUCCUGGACAGUCCUGCAAGAUCUUGUAUGAAUACCCCAGAAUGUCUGUGAGAGCAUCCUAGAGCCUGGUAAGCAAGGCAGAGAGAUUAUGAUGAUGAUGUUUUAUUAACUUUUUAUACCACCCUUCAUCCAACAAUCACAGGGCAGUUUACAAUAUAAAAUACAUGCCACAAUAACAAACAAAAACAACACCCCACCUCCCGUUUAAAAGUUCUCUGUCUUUCUUGGAUAGUGAGGAUGGUCAUGUGGGGGCGGUUCCAAGGGGGUGGUUUGAGUAUACAGUACAUAUUUUUGCAUAUAUGUGCCCCCCCUAAGCAUAACCCCCAGGCAAGAUGCCAUUGUACUGUACUGUAAUUUUAAAAGGUGCUGAAAAAUUAUUCAGUGGAUUAUAGUGUGCACUUCAUAGUAGUCUUUUUACAAAUGAAGCUUCUUUCAAACACUGCAAUUUUGUUUUACAGAUGGGAGAAGGUUUUUAUGAUCUCUGUGUGGAGCAGAAUCAAAAACUACUGGAACAAGGGGUUCCUUACAAUUAUAGUUCUGUUAAUUGUUUUAUUUCUGGGUGAGUUGGAUAUCUCUCUUGUUUGUAUUAGUAUUCAUAUGCAUGUAAGUAAACCAACAAAGUUAAUGUGUUUGAGGGAUUAUUAUAUUUACUGUGAGUUAUCUUUGCUGUGAAUAGUUUGAGAAACCAAACAAAAAAGUUAGUGUUACACUUUUUGAAUCUGAGGCUGUAACAAGCCAUAUUCUGCUGGCAUGUUAGCAGAUAACAAAACAGAAUUCAGAUUUGGUAUGGGAAACCCAGUGAACACUUGUGGCAGGAAGUGAUUUUGAAGUAAUCAGUAGGCGGCGCUAUUUCUCUUUGGAGUAAUGCUUGAACUAAAAGGAAAACAGUUGCGCAAUGAAGUUUCUGGGAAUUUUACUGAGCUCUGUCAUCACUGAAUUUGUUUUUUUGGAGGAAGGGAAAUAGCAUUGCAUUUUAAGCUACUGCUAAAUAUGGAAUUGAAUGUGUUCCCUGAUGAUUACAAAGUUAGCUGUAUCUUGUAGCUUGUGGUUUUUAAGUGCUAUAUAUUAAACAUCUGUUAAGAAAAGCCAUCCUUUUAAAAUAUAAGGAACAUUACUAUUUUAUAAAAUUGCUUAAUCAUAAAGCUUGCUGUAGGUUAUAGAUUAUUUCCGUGGUCAUUACUUGAUAAACAGUCAAAGUCCUUGCUCUGUGCCCACAGAAAGUACAAAUCUACUUCCAGAGGGAUUCCCACUGCCAGUAGCCAGAACAGGGCAGCUAUACUAAUAAAAGUUAAAGAAGUUUUAUCGGGGGAGGGGGGACAAAAGCUUUUUGAUGCAGAAGCAUUAUGUACAAUAAUUGAUAAAAGAAGGCAACGGAAAACAAAUGCAAGUAACUCUCUCUUUUUUACUCGUAGAUGCUGUAAGAGAGGUGAGGAAAUACUCAAAUGUUAACUUAAGUGACAAAACUGCACAUACAAGUGCCAAUGCAUUGGAUCACAUUCAAAUGAAACUUUUUCGGUCACAACGAAAUCUUUAUAUCUCAGGAUUCUCUCUGUUUCUUUGGCUGUAAGUAUAGUUAUGUACUACUUACUACUUAGUAAUUCUGUCUUGUGCCUCUUGUAAGAAACUUGGUCCAAAAUGGAAAAAAAAGCAUGACUCAAACCCCAAGUUUGUAAAAAUAAUAAUAAUAUGCAAGUUGGGUGAGCGAAAAUGGAGGGUAAUGGUGAUUUAUGCAUGUUUGAGAGAGACAGAUUUACUAAUGGAAGUAAAUAAUUAAAAAGGAUAUAUUAAAGUGAAUAUGGGGAAAUGAAUAUGACUCCCCCAAAUGCUGUAUUCUGAAUUAAUACAGUCCUCUCACUGAAUUGUACUACAGUGGUACCUCGGGUUACAUACGCUUCAAGUUACAUACACUUCAGGUUACAGACUCCGCUAACCCAGAAAUAUUACCUCGGGUUAAGAACUUUGCUUCAGGAUGAGAACAGAAAUUGUGCGGCGGCGGUGCAGCGGCAGCAGGAGGCCCCAUUAGCUGAAAUGGUGCUUCAGGUUAAGAACAGUUUCAGGUUAAGAACGGACCUCCGGAACGAAUUAAGUACGUAACCAGCGGUACCACUGUAUUUCAGAAGACAGAUGGUAGUAUCGGUUGUUUCAAAACACUGCCUCUUGCAUCAUAAUUUUUCUGCAGAUGAAAGGCUUGCUAAUAAGGUUCUCAUAUGUACCUCCCAUGGUACUGUGAUCCUGUUUGUUUGAAUAGGAUUGUAUUCUAAAAUCCUAUUCUGAAGCUGGAUGACUCUAGGAUUUAACACAACAGAUAUUCUGAUAGAAUACCCCAAAUGCACAGGUAGAACAUUAGCAAAGCAGCCAAAAUUGGUUAGAGUCUCGAGUUGGACAUGGGCAGUAUAGAAGUUUAGGGCUGCCUUAUGUCCUGGACCAGGGGUCUGCAAGGUUUAUCUUGCCUGGGCCAGAUAGGUCCCAUGGAGAUCCCUCUGUGGGCCGGAUUGCACGCGUGCCCACAAUUUUCUGCGCAUGCGCAGACACAAUUUUUGGUGCCACAGAAGCGAGUUCGGGGGCAGCUCUUGGUCCGGUCAAACGACCUCUGCAGGCCGCUUCUGGCCCAUGGCCCUUAGGUUGCUGACCCCUGUCCUGGACAUUACCGGGAUUUCAAAGGAUGUGAUGCCUGGGGGGAUUUCCGGAAGGCAACGGUUUGUCCUGGAUCUUUGGCAAUUUAACUGAGGAAUCAACACUAUAUUGUAUGUCGCAAGCAUGGGAAACCCAUAGGUUGAAUGUGGGCCACAGGCAGAUUUUAUCUGGCCUCCAGUUCUUGCAGUCAUAACCUGAUGGUUCAGUAGGGAGGAGAAAGGGCUUUGCCUUUGUGCAAUUGCAGCUUGUUCCUCUGCAAGUAGAUCAAAGCAAUGUCUCUGCAGACUUGCAUUCCUCACAAGUAUAGGAAAAGUAGUACAGAAAAUUUCAUGCAAUUUUCAGGCUGCAAUUGCAUUUUAAAUAGCUAUAAAACAGGGCUUGGAGUUCAGCAGUACAUUGACCUUAUUUGCACUCUUCAGGGAUUACUGUUGAGAUUCUACCUCGCACACAGUCAGGCCCAAGAAAGGUUGUUGGAGAACUUUGGUUUUUUUCCAAACUUCACUUUUUAAGCCUGUGAGGAAAGUAAAAGGUGAAACUCUAGUGGAGCUACUAAGAAUUAAACAUAUGCAUCUAUUGUAAUGAAAAAAUAGCUUUUUUUUUGCAUAUGAUUUUGUGUGGGUGGAAUAGUUACUGAUAGUUUUUCUCUGGGGUAAGGUGACACUGCUCCUGAAAAAGGUUCCUCACUCAUUCUGUACUCCUGCAGUCUAUGGCCAUGAUAUGUCAGUUCUGGGCUGUUCUGGCAUUUCCUUGUUUGCUUCUCCUUUCUCCACAUACUAAGUUCAUUCCGUUGGCAUAACUGGCAUAUCUCUUUCCCUGAGCACAAUGUGAGUAUGUAUAGGAUUUCUAUGCUCUCUGAUUUAACUGCAACUAGCGAAACUGAAACUACCUUUACUGCUGCGGAGUUCAGACACUAAACCAGGGGAAAGAAUGGUGGCUAAUGAGAUGUAUUUUUAACAUUGUCAGAAAGUAUUUUUAUUUUCUGAAUAGCGGUGGCUAUGUGGCAAUAACUGGGGCUCACAUCUAGUGUUUAGAUAAAAUGACUUCAAAGCACCUGGCCAAUCUAGGUCCUGGUUCAGCUGCAAGUUGUAAUAGCAUCUUAAAAAAUAAAGCAGUUCAUGUUUCACAUAACAGAGCAUCUUUUCUCAGCAUUUAAAGUAAAAAGUUAUUGAAGACUUUAAAAAAAAUUAUAACACGACUUAUACAUUGAUACUGUAUUCUUUUCUAAUGGGUUCAUGGCUUUUCUGGUUUCCACAGUGUACUGAGACGUACCAUUUCCCUUAUCACUUCAUUGGCAAAAAAGAUGGGAGACCAGAAAGCUCUAGAAAUGGAAGUAGAAAAUAUCAACAAAGUUGCCAAGAAGUGCUUGGAAGAGAAUGAAAAACUUCAAGUAUGUUUCACAGUUGAAUGGGUUGUGUUUUGUUUUUAAGUGCAUUUUACCACUUUGACCCGGUUCGCAUGCUGCUCUAAGCUAAGAGUGAAUGCGUGAGUAUGAGAGUUCCUGGAGAGGAGAAAGGGACUGCGUUGAUCCAUCUGUAGUGUUGCUGAUGUGAGCUAAGCCAUGGUUUGGCUUAGCAUGUCACCUGACUGCAGGUUGUGGUUUGUCCCACUUCAUACAAGCCACUUCAGGUAAACGAAUGACAACUCGUAGUUUGGCCAUCGUAUUAAGCGUGUGUGUGUGUUUUAAAGAAAGUCAUACUAGCCUUGUAAAUUAGACCUGGGUGCUAUCCAGCCCCCCGCCCCCAUGACAAUAACAAUUUGUCCUAAAGCCAUAAAGCAAACAUUUUGCAGUAUUGAGGUGAUAUUGUUUAAUCAUCCGUCACCUUUCUGUAUAGAUACUGAAAGGCUUGUUUGGAAUUUUUGUAAUCUAUUUUGCAUAUAUUUACAAGACCCUCAGACCUCAUGGAUUUUUUUUAGAGAGCUCACACUAAAAUCCAUUAACAAUUUUGACACAAAACAUUAGUCAUACCUUCAUAUCUCUAUCACUUUUCAAGCAAUAUAAAAGUGGAACAAAGUUUUUUUAGUUCCCUCAGCAGCUCAGAAUCUGUUUGGCGCUGCUUCCUUGGCGCUGUUUGGCGCCUAGUCUAGAGGAACAUGAUGCUAGAAUACACUGAGUCAUUUCUGGUGAGGGACUCCAGUUCUGUGCUUGUUUUCUUUGUACAGAGAUUUCUUAAUACAGGGAAUCAUUUAAAAAUAUCUGAUCUUCAGAAUUUGAUCAACUCAUUCUCCCCCCCUCCCUCCUCAGUGUCUCUCAUAUUCUGAGGUGGUCACGUUCAUCUGCUGCAUGUGUAAACCAAGAGUGAUUCUACACUAGGUGUUUGUUGUGGAAUUGCUUUGUUUGCUUGCUGUUUAUGGGUCAUCUGCAUGUUGUUCCCAUCAAAAUCAUCCUCCAGUGUUUCCUCUAUGCUUCUUCUGUCUUUUUCAACCUGCACAAAAUCAAUUUGGGGGAGGGGAGAGCACAACAGUAGCUUAAUCUCUGCAGCUAAUAGAUUGUCUUAGCAUUAGUUUUGAGAUGUGCUGGGUUAAGAUUAGGGUCAGUGUGAUUAAGUGAGUUGUCUCACCCUUAAUUCCCACCAGUAGUGUGGAUGGAUGGACACACAGACACACACAGUUCUAUACCCCUCUGAAGUAUAGAAAGUCAGUUGUAAUUCUCCACCUAGUUUACAGUGGAAUUACGAUGAGUGGGUGCCGUUAGGAACUGCUAAUCUGGAAGCACCCCAAGCCUUAAUUUCACAUGGGUAAAGACACAUUGUCACUUUCAUCGCUAUAAUUGUGUUUCAUUUUGGUAGCACAGAAAAUAUUAAACAGAUGGCAGGCAUAGUGUUACAUACUUGGGCUGUGAGCCUGUUCACCUCAUCCUACACAUGAUGAUCCGUGUUCAUACACACAGAUUAAACAUGGAGAUAGAAACUUUGGUGGUCAGUUGUUUAGAAUGGAGGGAGGAAAAAAGGCUCUGGAUUCAGAUUCCCAUCACCAUAAAAUGUAGCUGUCAAAGUCAGCCAUUGAAUCAACUCUGCUUGCACAGUCUCAUUCCAUCAAGCAAGACUAUACGUGGGAAACACAAAUGCAACCACCCAGAGUGGCUGGGGAAACGCAGCCAGAUGGGUGGGGUAUGAAUAAUAAAGUUAUGAUGAUUAUUGUUGUGUGUGCGGUAUCCAGUUUUGCAGGAGAAACACAUUUAUGAAAUGCAUAUGAAUCCUCAUGGCUUUUUACAGCAUACGUAAAAUGGUCCAGGGGUGAGAUCCAACAUAGUUAAAAUGAAUGUCCGGUCAUGUAUUAGGGCAUAUCCUUCCUCUUCACUCCCUAUGCACAUCCAAAACUUGCACUGGAAGGUUGGGGGACCUUCCAGUUUAGAUUGGGGGGAAUGAGGGGGGUGGAGAAGCCAAAAGUCCUAUUACUCAAGCAGCUAAACAUCUUUGCACGCUGUCCAGAUUCCCUGCUUGAAAGAGCUCUUAAUUGAAAGUUACACUGGCAAUUAAAUGGAGGCUCAAAAAGGCAAGGCCAAAAAGAGAUGAAUGUGUCAAAUAUAGUUAAAGUGUCAAACUUGAACAAAAUGAAGAAGACGCCAAACCUUUUGACUUACUAAUUAUAAAGAUUUUAACAUAUCAUAUCUGUAACUGUAAGUUAGUAAUUAAUGCUUUCUUUCUUUUUGUUUGUUAAGGCAUAUGUAAAUAUAUUAUUCUAGAAAUUGGGUUGGUCUCUAAUAUUUUGAAUUGAUAGGAAGUCCAUAGCAGCAAAGGCCUUUAUUCGGGAUCAGGUAAAGGUUAAUACAGAAGCAUUCAUAGCGCUAGGGAAAAUUAAAUGAGAACCUUUGUUUAUAAAACGAUGGGUCUAGGUGAGCAGAAAGUGUGUUAUGCAAAUUACUGUGUUUCUUCCAAACCACCAUUGAAGGAAAAAAAGCAAAAUGUAGGCUCUGCUUUUUAUUGCACCUGUUUCACUUUUUCUUAUUGUUACAAUUACUUUGAAACAGUAAUUGUAAUCAGGAAAAGUAACUAAUAUUUUUUCCUUUUACCAGUCAAUGAAAGCUAAAUGUGACAUGGGAGAAGUGUCCGAUGAAGAGCUACAGGAAGAAGUGAAAAAGCUGAAAGACGAAUUAAAGAAAACUUCACAUGGUACUUUUUUGCCAUUUCACACUGCUUUAUCUUGUGGUUUUCUGUGUUGAAAGCCCCCAAAAGAGGGUUUUGACCAUAAAAUAUUGUAUAAAAGGUACUUUGUCGGUAAAGGGCUGGGUGAUGGCCCAGAUUUGUGCCAUGCAAGGGCAGAAGAAAACCAAUAACAGAAAAAUCAAAGACAUAAAGAUUGGGCCUGAGGUCAGGUCUUUGUGCUAGUAUGAAGAAAUUACUUUUAAAAUGUGCAACAUUAGAAACUCUGAAGUUAUGAACUGAAAGUAACAUUUCUUUAAGAGGAACAGAAGAGACCCAAAAUUGUUCUCCUCCUCUCGUAACAAGACCCCCCCUCACUUAUUGUUUGCUUCUGUGUUUGACUUGGGCUGUCUUGAUGAAACAACACUGAGAUAAGGCAGAUUUUUUCCUGGUCGUGUGUGUUAGUUCUGGAUCUUGCAAGAUCUGUUACCCUUCUGUAUAUUUACUAGGCUGAAAUGAAGGUCUUGUAUAGCAUUGCUCCUGACCUUGUGAAGCCCAGACAACUAAAAUGUACUUCUUUGACUGUGUGCAGAACAUUGCAUAACCAUUAUGUAUUUUAAAGCAAACUUACAAAUGCAUCCAUUUCAAAAUCCUAGCUGGAACAACUCUCUAUCCUAGUUUAUACUGACUUUAGUGAACACUUUCAAACCCACUGAGAAUUUUUGCCAGUUAGGAUGAGUGCAUUCCAAAUAUUUAAUUGUGAGGUUGAUUAGAAAUAAGAACACAUGAACAUAUGUAUUCUGGCUUUCAUUCAGGAAGCUCAAAAUGUUUUUUUUUAAUACCACCAGCCCUGCAAGUUAUAAAUACAUAGUGAAUCUCUCAGCUGAAUACAGAUUAUUGUAUCCAGAUUUUGGAGGCUUUUAAAAUAAUGCUGCCAUCACAUUUUUAUUCUAUGCAGAAAGAGUUUCCAAGUGAAACUAAAGCUACAAUUCCAUCCAUAGCAUUCUGAAAGUGCCCAAGAACACUAUCGAAAUUCAGUGGACCCAUGGCCAAGAAUCUCAGUUAAACAAAGCAUUUUCUUUGUGAGAAAUUGUGCAUCUUCUGUGGAUUUUAUAUCCAGAACUACAAUUUUGUGCUUUAAACAUUAAAGUCUUAGUAAGUAAAACGGUUUAUUGAUUGUGCGGAGAGGAGUGCAGUAUAGUUAAAAAUGCAUAAGAAUUCCAUUAGAAUUAAAGGGAGGGUAACCCAUCUUUAAAAUUAUAAUCCAUAAAACCCAUGGAGCCACCCACAGUCUCCUUAAUUGCAGCAGCACACCACUGAGAGCAUCCAGCAAAAGCUCAGGCAAACAGAUCAGUCUUUAUCUGGCCCUGUAAUAAUAAAAGCAUCAGUACCAAGUGUACUUCUAGGGUGAAGGCAUUCAAAAUUCAGGGUGCCACCCUGAAUCACCUCUUAGUGUAGUAUUCCAAAAGGUGUGACAACAACCACAGCUCCCCCUGAAACUAAGGAAAUAUGAUACAGGGAGAAGAAUUGCUUCAGAUAUUUGGGUCCCAAGUUGUUAAAGGUAGUUAUUGUCAGUACCCCGAAUUCAGCCUUGAAAUAUAUGGGUAGCCAAUGCAGAUCUUUCAGAAUCAGUGUGAAAGUGAUUCUAGCUACCUGCUCUGGUCAGCAUUCUGGCAGCCAUGUUCUGUACUAAAUGUGGCUUCUGAGUCAUUUUCAAGGAGAAUUAGAGCUGGGUGUCACCAGCGUACCAUUGGCACAUUUCUUCCAAUCCCCUGACGGCAUCCCACAGUAGCUUUUUAUAGACGUUGAUCAUGGGGGACAAGAUGGAACCUUAUGGGACCCCAAACUACAACUGCCUUAGAGGCUCCACAGGUCACCCAAUGCUAAUUUCUGAAAUCUGUCCUGUAGGUAGAAAUGGAACCACUGUAUCACUUCACCCUCAGCUUCUAACCCAUAGAGCCAAUCCAGUAAGAUACCAUGGUUGAUGGUAACAAAAGCCACUGAGGAAGAUCAAGGAAAAUCGAUAGGGAUAUCUUCCCUCUGUCCCAACGAAAAGUGCCUGUCAGGGUGACCAAGGUCAUCUCAGGGCUAGAAGUGAGCCUAACCCGGAUUGAAAUAGGUCUAGUUAUUUCACUUCUUCUAAGGGCGCCUGGAGCUGUCUGCCUGCCACCCUCUUAAGCAUCUUACCCAAGAAGGGGGUGUUAAAAAGAGCCAAAAACAGAUUAAAACUUGCAUCUACUUUCUGAACAUAUGGCUAAAGGUAAAGGUAAAGGUACCCCUGCCCAUCAGGGCCAGUUGUGACCGACUCUAGGGUUGCACGCUCAUCUCGCUCAAGAGGCCGGGAGCCGGCGCUGUCCGAAGACACUUCCGGGUCACGCGGCCAGCGUGACGAAGCUGCAUCUGGUGAGCCAGCACCAGCGCCGCACACGGAAACGCCGUUUAGCUUCCCGCUAGAAAGCGGUCCCUAUUUAUCUACUUGCACUUAGGGGUGCUUUCGAACUGCUAGGUAGGCAGGAGCUGGGACCGAACGACGGGAGCUCACCCCGCCGCGGGGAUUCGAACCGCCGACCUUUCGAUCGGCAGGUCCUAGGCUCUGUGGUUUAACCCACAGCGCCACCCACAUCCCUCCAAACAUAUGACUAGACUUGUAUAAAUAAAUAAAUAAACAAACAAAAUGAAGGUGGCAAAAAGAGUAUGGUGAAGUCUCCUGUCUCAUAUAAAUUGGCAGGGAGUUCCAAAGUGUAGGUGCUGCCACUAAAAGAUCAAGUUAUUACAAAUGCAGAGCAGGUAUUAUGUGGCACUUGUAACACUGCCAGCUCCUCCAGUCAAGGUGGUCAGACGAUGUUGUCCCUCCCCGAUAUACACGCAAACUUAAUUACUAGAUAAUCAUGUCAGCAUGAGAGCUGUUAUGAUUUGUUAUGAUUAGGAACUCCAUCUGCACUUUAGACAAUUCUGAAUUCAGACACCUUUGGCAAGUCAUUGUUCUCUCAGUCCAUCUUCCCUAUCUGCAAUAUGGGAAUAAUGUUGGCCCAUUGGGAUUUUGUAAAGGUUGCUGAUGUGUGCAUUUAAGCCCCUGAAAUAUGUGAUAAAAAUGCUUAAUAGCAGCAGUAUUGAUGCCUGUGUUCAUUUAUAAAUAUUUCCAACACACAAUGGUAUACCUGUUUAAUUAUGAGUUUUAAUUACAUGCCUCUAUGUAUCGGGUGUUCUCAAAAAAAGAUGACAUUUCAAAUGAGGAGGAAAAAGUAACGUUUACACAAUGUUUGCUGGCUCUUAUAAACAGACAUAGCUUGUAUACAAAAUAAAUGUAAUAACAUUGUUCUCCUUGAUGAACUCUUUGCUAUAGAGUUUUUCUCUGUUCAUUCAGACAGCUAUGCAGCAAGUUAACCUAUAAUGUUGCAACAACAAAGUCAUUUUUAUGAUCAAAAUUGAAAGUAGCUUUGUAAAAUUCGACACUAGAACUGACACAGGAGAGGGAAAAUAUUGGUGUUCCUGAAUGUGUUCAGUUUUUUAACUGACAUUUUCCUAAAGAACCAAUGGCAGGCAGUUGUCUUAUUUGAAGUUUAAAAACGGGCUCUUAAAUUCAGAUUUAAAGGAUUGAAUUAUGUUCUGCUGGCACAACAAGACUUUUAUCUUCUCUCUGCCCCAAUCCCUCCAACUUCUCUCCAAAUGUGCACCUAACCAUUUCCAGCUGGUUUUGAGAGUACACAGGUAGGUUGCACAGUUUCGGCAUCAGAGAUGGCCCAAAUAAUUUAAAGUCAUUUUAUAAAAGUUGACAAACUUGCUUAUUUACUAUAUGAAUAGGGGGCAUAGAAAGGUUACAUAUGGACUGCGGUUUGUUCUUUCUCACUGGGCCAGUGAGGAAGAAUCAUGUAAAACUUGUGUUCCAGACUUCUCCAGUAGCUCUAAAUCACCUAGGAGGUGUCCCAUAUAUAGCAGCAGGUAUAAUAAUAAUAAUAAUAAAAAUAAUAAGUAUGUGUUGCCCAUCUGACUGGGUUACCCCAGCCACUCUGGGCGGCUUCCAACAAAUUAAAACACAAUACGACAUCAAAUAUUAGCUUCACCAAACAGGUGUCAUCUAAAAGUCAGAUAUUUAUUUCCUUUACUUAUGAGGGAAGGGAGUUGCACUACCGAGAAGGCCCUCUGCCUGGUUCACUGUAACCUCAUUUCUCUCAGUGAGGGAACUUUUCAGAAGGCCCUUGGAGCUAGAUCUCAGUGUCCGGGCUAAAUGAUGGGUAUCAUGCCCUAUUCUCAAAAUGACUGGGAAUUAACCUAAAGCUACUCAUAAGGCUUCUGUUUGUCAUAUAAACAUGCCAUGGGAAUAUAUAACCAUAUCUUACAUUUUACUGAGCUUGCAACCAUGAACAUCUCAGCAGGCAAUAAAUCCAUGAAAGAGGAUGGACAGACAUUGAAACAGCAUGUGCCUCAGGGAAGGGCAAGUGUCAGAUAGGGGAUCUUGUUAAAGCUCAGGGUGGAAAGAGUGUGGUUGGGGUGAGUAGAAACUGGCAGAAGACAGGAGAACAGCAUGGGCUGGAGGUUGGAACGCUCCUGGGGAGAAAGAGGGGGGCAAGCAGAAGACAGCUUGGGGAGAGGAGAUUUUCCUGCAGUCUAUUGAAGGCCCAUUUAGUGCAUAGGGAAUUUAUUAACUAAAGCCUGGGCUGUGGGCCUCUGGUUUCUCUGUAGUGUGUUAGGUUAUACAUUCUUUCAUGAAUGUGUAUUAUAUGUAAACCCAGCAUUACAUGUAAAAUGCAAAAUCAUUCACUCUUUAUAUAUAAGCAAAAUUUUGAAUCAGAUACUGUGUUCUGGCAUCCUAAAGAUUCAUGUUAGUGUCUUACAGUAGUUGGCAACUAAACUGCCAACAUUGCCUCUGCAUCAGACAGCUGAAACAUUUUUUUUCAUUCCUUUUAUGCCCAAGGAGCUUGGGGCGAUGUACAAAAUACAUACAAUAAAAAGGUACAAUAGCCAACAUACUUGAAAAUAUUUAUAAAAUUCAGAACCAUUAAAACACAGCAAAACCAUCUGUUGCUGUUCAUUAUUGAAAUAAUCUAGCUUCUUUUUGUAAAAUGCCAGAGUAAAAAAACCCACCAACUGACAUCUGAUCAUAAUAAAGCAUGCAACACAAACAUAUCCCAGGAGAAGGGGCUUCUAGAAUUGGAAGGCCUUGUUGUGCAGCCCUGUAUGGUGAAUCCUUGGGGGUUAGGGCAUAAGCAGAGCCCCCUGCUCAUUUUAAUGCUUGACUUGGCUUAUUUUAUAGAAGUCGAUUCUGUAGAUAUAUAAGCCCUGUAAUAUAUACACUUUAGAAGCCUUGAACCAGCCCCAGUAGCACACAGAUGUCCAUUGCAGUGCUUCUAAGAUUGGUGUUACAUGUUCCCAUCUGACUGAGCAGCUUCAUUCUGCAACUUCCAGGCAGUCUUCAAGGGCAGCCCCAGAUACAACGCAUUAUAGUAACCCAAAUGUAAGAUUGCUAGAGCUUGGGUUACUGAUUCCAGACUAUCCCAGUCCAGAAAUGGCCCAUAGCUGGUGAACCAACAUUAGCAAGCAGUAGGCACUCCUAGUUUGAGUUUGAAAAUAAGUUUUUCCUGUACCCGGGUAAAAUCCUUAGACAUUCGGCUGGGCUAUUUGUACAGCUCACAUGCAUUUGUAACGCAUGUUUGUCUUUUGAACUACAUUGGCAAAUGCUUAUUAUAGGGCAUAUGUGGUAAUAAGCACUCUGUUACAGGUAGCAAAAAUAUUUCACCUUCAAGGGACCUACAACUCACUGCUGACUUUAGGGUGCAGUGUUCCAGGCACUGCUGAACAACUUCCUUUUGUUUCGACUGAAGCUUAAUGCAAGUUCUACUGAAGUGCAUCUAUUUUACUCUGCUAAAUGUGGCUUGGGACAAAUAACCUUUUCAUAGCAUGUAAAAAGCUGUUCAAAUACUCCACUCAGAUGCAGUAAAAUGAAAACCCAGCCUUCUGGCAACUUCAGGGCAAUUCUACCCCAUUUCAGUGAGUAGGUCCACAGAAGGUUGCUUCCUAUUUCUAAGGACACUGAGAACAGAAAAAUCUAACUGAAAUAGUGUCAUUAUGUUGUCCGUGGUAUAUUUGAAGAGAACGGAACGCCAGUAUUAAAUUUGUUGUAUUUCUGUGUGUUUAACCAUUUUGUGCACUUAAACACUAUUUUAUGUUACGUUUCAUUGGAAUAUUAGGAUAUAGGGUGAAGUGAGCCUAGCAUGAUGCCAUGGGCUGGCUGGAUGCUGGUGGGAGGCACCAGCUGGGGAACCCCCAAGGGGGCACCCCAGGGGAAGAAGGCUCAGAGCCAGGGAAAUGGUGGUGGGACAAUGAGGAGUAGUUAGAGGGAGCAGACUGGGAGGUGUUGGAAGCUGUAGAGGUAACAGGGUGAAGCGGAGAUUGGAGUGGAAUGGGGCCAGGAGACAGACGGUCAGGUUACGGAAGAAGCUAGGGAAUCUGAACUACUCACAAUCUGGUAUCAUUGGAAAACAGCCCCUGAAAAAAAAUAUUCCAUGCAAUUUUAUAUAGGCACUAUAGUGCUUACCUGCCCACCCACAUCCCACUAACUCCCCCAGAAUGUCAUCUUAUCGCUCUAAGUCUAGACUGAGGAAGGUUUUUUGUAUGCUGGACCUUGACAUUCUUCUGCUAAGAAGACCUCACCCAUCCUGUCACAAGUGUAUUUUUGUCAAAACAUAGCAACAAUGCAAUAAAUGUUUUUCUGUGCUCACCUUCAACUAUCUCCAGAUAUCUUGGUUAUGAUUAAAGACAGGAUUGUUUUUAGUUACAACUAGAGCACCUUGCCAGUCCUUCAUAAAACACUCAGUAAUUAGUUACUGUUGGAUCAAGUUACCGAAAAAUGGAAUUUGCAAUCUAUUAUAAUGGCAACUUCUUUAACAUGAAUAAAUGCUAUAGAGCCAAUUACUUUUAUUAUUUUUUUAACCCUCGGUUGCUUCUAAGAUUUACACCACCUUGUGAUAUAUUCUAAAAAUAGGAGGAUAAUGUUCUUAAUAGUACUUUUUAUAAUGUAUUAUAAAAUAGGAAGGCUUUGAUGUAUUAAAUCAUAUAUAGUAGUCUUGCACCACCAAAACCAUACUAUUAUAACAGAACUUGCAGCAAUGCUUCACUAUCUCAUCUGUUCCCUACGCCACUUUCCUUUCAGUACCUGAAGCUCCUUUUUCCUUCCACCAGCACACAGGUCUCUAGACGUGACGUUUUUCUCUUCCAAGCUGACCUUUCACAUUUUUCACACAAACUUCAGCAUUCUUCUGUAUCCCCCUUAUGCAGUUAGUAUGUGUUGAACAUCAGUUGUGUAAAAGCAGCUCACGCAUUGGCAAGGAUUUCCUGUCAUGCGGCAGUCAUUUGUUAUCCUGUUAUAUAGCACUGUAAUCUUAAAAAAAACAAAAAACAAACCAGGUAUCAUUUAAUGCACAAGUAUUUUGUCCUAAUGCUGUUAUUCAUGUGUUGAAUAAUACUACUCCUAUGUUAUGCAGCUCUCAGCAAGGCCAAAGAUGACUUUUCUACAACUCAGAAGCGGUGUGAAGGCCUUAGAAAAGAAUAUGACCAACUUACUAAAGAAUACAACAGAAUGCAGGUAAGGUGGUGGAAGCAGUUGAUUUGCUCGAGCAAGACUUCCUGGAAUUAGACUAGCCGUGUUGUGUGUGUUGAAUCCAAAAAAAAAAUUAUCAGACAACAAUCUUUAAUUCUGUGUACGUCUGGACAAUGUUCUUUCAGAAUAAUGAGAAUACUUAACUCUUAAGUUUUCCCAGAACAGUUGUUGAACUGGAACCUACUUUGUUUUAAAACAAACGUGAAUUAUUUCAUCAAUAAUAUUGUAUGUUCCUUGAAUAGUAGCACAGAGGAAGAGGAAGAAACUCAAAAAAGGGGUUUCCCCUUCUUUAAAAAGAUUCUGAAUUUGGUUCACAUGUCACAGUAAACCAUAAACCAUCAUGGUUUACAACACGCAAGUAUGUCACCCCUGCUUUUCACUCACAUGGGGAGGAAACAAGCAACAGUAUGCCUAAACCAUUUCUUUAUUUUGUUAAUUUAUAAUUUGCCUUUCACAUGUAUCUCAAGACAGUUUAGAAACAUACCAUGAAAACUGCUGAAAAUAGUUUUGAAAGUCAACUAGAGAUAGGUUUAAACCUCAAGAUCAUGGUUUGCUUCACUCCCAGCAAGCCAUGAUCUUUGCCAAGGUUUGCUCUCAGCUUACUAAUCAUGCUUUGAUCCCUGGUUCCAACAUAAUGUUAAACCAGGGAUUGUGUUUUGUUUCUUCUGCCCGCUAGCUGGGAGGAACAAAACAGCCCAGAUAGGAAUAUUCACAAUAAACAAGUUAGAGUUGAGCAAAACCAUCAAUUGUAGCUAUUAGGGUACUUUUUACAAGGCUAAUUGCACUGGCGGAGAGGCAAUUUUGUGACACCUUUAUGCUGACAGUGCUCCUUCAUACUGCAGUAAGACUUGAAAAAGACUUCUAUUGGAGCCAACAGAAGGCUUCUUUGAAGCUUAAUUGUUGAGGAGACAAUUUUCAGAGGGGAUAGUCACAGCUGGAGAGUUUAGCCUUCCCUUCUUCACUGCAACCCCCCUCCCCUGCCACACUUAGGCUUGAAUGAAAUAUUUUAUUGGCUACAGUAGAGAGCUUUUCCUAUCCCAAGCCAUUGUUGGGAGUUCGUAUCUUCCUCAAGAUUGCAGCCUUUUUCAAACCUUUUUUUAAGGUGGGGAGAUGGAGAGGGGGACUGUGCAUGUGUGAGAGUUUUCACGUGUGUGUGUGUGUGUGUGUGUGUUUGCUUGCAGUGGAGGAUGAGUGGUGCCCACAACAGUUUCUUAGGUUUCCAAACAUGCCAGGGAUUGGCAGCCUAUAGUGUACACAUUAACUCUGUGGUCAUCCUGAUGCACAAGUUACCCUGUAUAAAGAUAGCUUCACUCCUUUUCUCACAUGUGUCUCCUUACCUUUACAGUGUUCUUCAGGUGGAAAACAUGAUAAGAAAGGCCAGUAA
Podarcis lilfordi (Lilford's wall lizard) is the source of this 32276-nucleotide messenger RNA. The record is from the annotation of a GenBank genome assembly. NCBI's taxonomy places the organism in Eukaryota, Metazoa, Chordata, Lepidosauria, Squamata, Lacertidae.